AAAUGUCGGACGUUGCCCGUGCGCCGAGCGUGCGCUGAGGUCAUUUCCUGUUUGUGCUCCCGUUGAGUCGCUAGACGGAGGCCUAUCCACGAUACCAUCACCACCACCGUAAUAUCUCUCACAGACCUACGGGACGUCCACGAAGAGGUUAUUAAAAGCCUUAAACGCGUCAAAUAAGUGUUGUGGGAUGAGUUUGGGCGACCGGGUUCGAGUUUCGGGCCAUUGAGGGGCUGGGUGUUGUUAUUUUUGGGGCAGCUGAGUGGUCAUUGGCAGAGCACAAAACACAGCAGCUCGCGAGAGGAUUAAACAUUUCACGUCUCUAAACACCCUUGAUUUACUCCACUUACAUGGGCUUUUGAGGAUUUUUUUUUACAUUUCAGGUAACCAACACAUCGCUGGAGAAUAAAAGUGGAGGUGAGUCUGGCUCUGCGAUACUGAACAUCUGCCUGACCCGAGACUCAACGCUCCCCCUCCCCCAACCUCCCUGCCACCCUGCCCUACGCCCCACACACCCCUAACCCAGCAUGAACGAGGUCAGCAUCGUCAGAGAGGGCUGGCUCCACAAGAGAGGUGAAUACAUUAAGACUUGGAGGCCCCGAUAUUUCAUCCUAAAGAGUGAUGGCUCUUUCAUCGGCUACAAGGAGAAGCCAGAUACGUCAGACCACAAUCAGCCGCCUCUCAAUAACUUUUCUGUUGCAGAGUGUCAGCUGAUGAAGACUGAACGACCUCGGCCAAACACGUUUGUCAUCCGCUGCUUGCAGUGGACCACUGUUAUUGAGCGCACCUUCCAUGUGGACAGCAAUGCUGAAAGAGAGGAGUGGAUACGUGCAAUCCAGGCUGUGGCCAAUGGGCUCAAGUCCCGGGAAGAGGAGGAGCCAAUGGACAUCAACUUUGGCUCCCCUGGCGACAACAGCUUGGAGGGGAUGGAGGCUGCCAUCGCAAAGUCCCGCACCAAAGUGACAAUGAGUGACUUUGACUACUUAAAGCUGCUGGGUAAAGGCACUUUUGGAAAGGUGAUUCUAGUAAGGGAAAAGGCUACUGGCAUGUACUAUGCCAUGAAGAUCCUACGCAAAGAGGUCAUCAUUGCUAAGGACGAGGUUGCACACACAAUCACAGAAAGCAGAGUGUUGCAGAACACACGGCAUCCGUUCCUUACAACACUAAAAUACGCCUUCCAGACACGAGAUCGAUUGUGUUUCGUCAUGGAGUACGCAAAUGGAGGCGAGCUGUUCUUCCACUUGUCUCGAGAGCGUGUGUUUACGGAGGAUAGAGCUCGCUUCUAUGGGGCUGAAAUUGUUUCAGCAUUGGAAUAUCUGCACUCUAAAGACGUCGUCUACAGGGACCUAAAGCUGGAGAAUCUGAUGCUGGACAAAGAUGGUCAUAUUAAAAUCACAGACUUUGGCCUGUGUAAAGAGGGCAUUACUAAUGAGGCCACCAUGAAGACAUUCUGUGGGACCCCAGAGUACCUUGCUCCUGAGGUAUUAGAAGACAAUGAUUACGGCCGUGCAGUGGAUUGGUGGGGUCUGGGAGUGGUCAUGUAUGAAAUGAUGUGUGGUCGGCUGCCGUUCUAUAACCAGGACCACGAACGUCUGUUUGAGCUCAUUUUAAUGGAGGAGAUUCGCUUCCCUAGAAACCUCUUGCCCGAGGCAAAGGCCUUGCUGGCCGGACUGCUCAAGAAAGACCCCAAACAGAGGCUUGGAGGAGGUCCUGAUGAUGCCAAAGAAGUGAUGACACACAAGUUCUUCAGUUCCAUGAACUGGCAAGAUGUCCUUCAAAAGAAGCUCAUGCCACCCUUCAAGCCGCAAGUGACCUCAGAGACAGACACACGCUACUUUGACGACGAGUUCACUGCACAGACCAUUACUGUCACGCCACCUGACCAAUAUGACAGUCUUGAUGCCGAGGACCCAGAUACACGCACACACUUCUCGCAAUUCUCCUACUCAGCCAGUGUGCGGGAGUGACCACCCCCCUCCCCACUUCUCUCACCCUUACCAGCAAACCGGACGCCCCUCACAUACACAAACGCAAACUCAUACAAGGACAUGUGCACCAGCAACCCAAGCCUACUGAGGAGUGGGUUCUAGGCGGGAGUACGGCAUCUGUGAACGAUCCUGAACAGGUGGGACCCUCUGGUCAGUCCUGGUUUCUGAUUGGCCUUUCAUCCAGCCAAUCGUAGCCUGACACUACACACUGCAACACAAUCUUAUCAAUCACUGAAUAAAUCUCAACCAAUCAGGUACCACAGCUCAGCACCAGCAGGUUUCAGGACACAUGCUCGCACUCAAAACGCUGGACUACGGGACUAAAGCCUCUUGUAAACACAAAUAUCGAAAACAUUUUAAAUCAUCUUGUGGGGACAAGAGAAAUCAAACUAUUUGGACUUAUUUCCCACUGAUUGUUACAGUUUUAAAGCCAUAUUUCUGCAGUUGUACAAGUGCUCUUUCUGGAACUAGCUGUUACCAAUAGUGUUUUUACAGCGGGAGGACCGAUGAUGGGGUAACACGGAAAGGAAUAGUGCUGUUUCUCUGCCUGGGUAGCGUACCGAAUGCUGUGCGUGUACGAACAUUGACGGAUGUGUGUUCUCAGUCUACAUCUUCAACUGUGUGUCUUUUUGUGUUUCGAUUUUGUACAUGGGCAUAAAGGAGUAGAACAGGGAGGGAUUGUUAGGGGUUUGGAGACCCACACACUAUAGAUGUGAAAAUGUGCUUUAAAGGGAAGAGAGAGAGAGGAAGACAGCUCUAGCGUGUUAACUGGUUUCCUCCACAACCAGGAACCUUGAAACUGGCUUUAUAGAGAGGCGUUUUUCCAGUUUUCAUCUGAAGCCCCAGAGGCUUGUUGUUCCAAGGUUACUGUAUCAUAGAAACUGUCCAUCAUGUUGUUUUCAUGCUCUCGAAAGUUUUGCAGGCAUUGACGUUCAAGUUUAGAGACAAACAUACAGGCAACAACCGUAAAAAACAAAACAAGAGAUUUGAAUGUCCUGUUAUUUAACUGCAAGAGCUACUGCAUCAGUUAAAGUAGCAAGCAGUGGAAACACGUACCUGCGUGCUACACCCUUGUUGACGCAGCCUUGACACUUUUUUCAUUUCUCCUUUUUUUUUUAAUAGUGUAGUCAGAAAAAAAAAUGGUUAGGAUGUUUGAGAGAAAAUGUUCAACUUCAUCUCCAGAUGUGUAACGUAGGUUAACGAAGCUGUCAGAACACACCGAUUAGAUGUGCGAGGUGUUUCUUUCUUUUGCCUUUUUAAAGAUGCUUCAUGUGUAAGGAACAUCAAACUAUUUUGUUUUUUGUUUUAUUCCUUAUUUUAUUUGGAUCAUUUUUUUUCUUCAUUCGCCAGCUCCCUGAAAUUAAAUUGUCUUGAUAAAAAAUAUAUAUAUAAAAAUAUAUAUUACAAUAGAAAAGUUUUUUUUGUUUGUUUCUUUUGUCCAUUUUUCCAUGUGUAGUUCAUUUGUGCAUGUGUGGGUGUGUAAUAAGGUAGUCACUGUAUAUAUUUGCAAGGGGAAAUGAAAAGCUUCCUUUCUUGAGAUCUGACGAUCUUUCGUGUUUAAACAUGAUAUACAUUACCAUCCCUCCUCCAUAAACUUACUCAUACAGAAAGGUCCUUACUGGUACCAACAGCAGGGCCGAACUGAAGUGCUUCUACGGGUCUUAAACACAUCAAGCCCAAAAGUUGCUGUCAUCUUUGGUAGUUGUUGGCAUCUCACUAGGUUUUGAAACAGCCCUUAUUGCCUUGACUGAGAGAGACCGCUAGAUGGUGCCAUUUGCCCGUGUCAUGAAAUAAUACAUUGCUCCGGACAUAACUUAACAUAUGCACACUCUAGUUCACACCAUUAAUGAUGCUCAAAUAUAGUUUUUAAAAGAAACUUUUGGGUGGAGACAUGAGAGGAAAAGAUCUAAAAUGGUCUGCUGUAGUGCUUUCACCCAUUUUUCUUAUGUGUAUAUACCUACUUGUAGGACAAAUCAGCUUUGAUUAUUUUGCAACUUUACCCAUCGACUGUUCUGUUCUGAAUGUGAUGAACAAUCACGAAUGUCAUCAUUGAUGCUCAGUUUGCUUUUUUUAGUGCAGGGGAUGCAAACAUUGGGGGAAACUUGGAAUAUUUCUGCAAACU
This is a messenger RNA of Sinocyclocheilus anshuiensis, 4107 nucleotides long. Its product is annotated as RAC-beta serine/threonine-protein kinase. Gene Ontology annotation, molecular function: protein serine/threonine kinase activity; ATP binding. The record is from RefSeq and is a predicted model, not a curated record. Bases 525 to 1964 code for a protein of 479 amino acids. Gene Ontology annotation, biological process: protein phosphorylation. The transcript has 14 exons. NCBI's taxonomy places the organism in Eukaryota, Metazoa, Chordata, Actinopteri, Cypriniformes, Cyprinidae.